This is a messenger RNA of Anthonomus grandis grandis, 888 nucleotides long. Its product is annotated as troponin C-like. The record is from RefSeq and is a predicted model, not a curated record. Bases 134 to 592 code for a protein of 152 amino acids. Lineage: Eukaryota; Metazoa; Arthropoda; Insecta; Coleoptera; Curculionidae. The transcript is spliced from 4 exons. Gene Ontology annotation, molecular function: calcium ion binding; enzyme regulator activity.
AAACAACUAGGCGAUCCAACCUAGUAUAUAUUAAUUAGUUGACAGACAUUUACUUGCAGUGCCUUCUCAUAAUAUUGCAACAGGCACCUAAGUUAUAUUCCUACUUUAGUGCACCAAUAAUCCUUAAACAUUUAUGAUGGCUUCUGAUGACGAACAAAAGAUGGCUAUCAUCCGCAAGGCGUUCCAAAUGUUCGAUACCGGCAAAACUGGCUUCAUAGAGACAGUGAAGAUCGCCACAAUCUUGAAUACCAUGGGUCAGCUGUUCGAUGAGGGCGAAUUAAACAAUUUAAUCAGAAAAAAUGAUCCUGAUCAUGCCGGAAAGGUGAAUUUCGAUGGGUUUUGUGAUAUUGCCAUACAUUUUCUUGAGGAAGACGAUGCCGAGUCUACCCAGCAGGAGUUGAAAGAAGCUUUCAGGUUGUAUGAUAAGGAAGGUAAUGGCUAUAUUACGACUGGUACACUGAAAGAAAUUUUAAGGGCCUUAGAUGAUAAACUGACCACAAGAGAACUUGAUGGUAUUAUUGCUGAAAUCGACACUGACGGUUCCGGAACAGUCGAUUUUGAUGAAUUUAUGGAAAUGAUGACCGGAGACUAAAAAAUAGCACUCCCAAGACCAUUUAUAUUGGUAGUUUUAUUGGUAUUUUAUGCAUUUUCUCUCUAUAAUAAUUACAAAAGUGGAAUUUGCACUCUUAAAUAUUGUAUUUUUAAGAAUAAUAUUAUAUUAAUUUGUUGAUAAUUGAAACAGUAAAAAGUAAGUGUAUAUUGUCAUAUAAUCUUGACCUACAAAAAUAGUAUUUUACCCUAUUGGUUUUUAUUGAGAAAAUUUUCUUUAAAAGCGUGUUAGAAUGUUCAUCAAGAUUUAUUAUCUUCCAAUAAAGCAAAAAACCUUCA